AUGGAAGAUCCCAGCGGUGAAAAUUCUACUGAAUUUUUGCAUCCCGGAGACCCUGGGAAUGAGACCAACAGCAGUCCUGGACACCCUGGGAAGGAGACCAUAGACAGGGAAGAACAAGGGUCAUGCGAGGACACUGACAUUACAUCAUCAUCACAUGUAGAAGAGAUGGUAAGUCAAAUGCCUGAACCCAGUACUGAGAAACCCUACAUGUGUGGGGAGUGUGGGUACAGGACUCGCCAUAGACAGGCCUUACGCCUACACAAGAGAACCCAUACUGGGGAAAAGCCCUACAAGUGUGACCAGUGCGAUUAUUCUGCUGCACAGAAAUCUGCCCUGAACAGCCACGUAGCGAGACACACGGGUGAAAAACGCCAUGUGUGUGAGGAGUGUGGGUACAGCACGGGUGAUAGGUCCACCCUGUCCCGACACAUGAAAACUCACACUGGGAAAAAGCCCUACAAGUGUGACCAAUGUGACUAUUCUGCUGCAGUGAAGGCCAGUUUGAACUUUCACAUGGCAAAGCACACCGGCGAGAAACCCUACAUGUGUGGGGAGUGUGGGUACAGGACUGCUAAAAAGGCUGACUUGUCAAGACAUAGGAGAAUUCAUGCAGAGGAGAAACCCUACAAGUGUGAUCAUUGCGACUAUUCUGCAGCACAGAAAUACAAUUUGGACAUUCAUCUAGCAAACCACACCGGUGAGAAACCAUACAUUUGCUGGGAGUGUGGGUACAGUACAGCUAUAAAAUCUAACCUAUCCAGACAUAUAAGAACCCACACAGGAGAAAAACUUUACAAGUGUGAUCUGUGUGACUUUUCUGCAUUGCAAAAGUCUGAUUUUGAUCAACACACAGCAAGCCACUACAUGUUUGCAGACUUGGGAUACGAAGCAGCUCAAAAAUCAUACUUAGAUGAACAUAUGCAUAUUCCUAUUCCUUUGCAUACAAAAUCAAAGGAGAAACCUUACAAAUGUGAUCAGUGUGAUUAUUCUACUGCAAAGAAAACUUCUUUGGACAAGCAUCUAGCAAAGCACACCGGUGAGAAGCCCUACAUUUGUAAGGAAUGCGACUAUCGGACGGCCAAAAAAUCCCACAUGUCCCGACACAUCAAGACCCACACAGGAGAGAAGCCCUACAAGUGUGACCAGUGUGACUAUUCUGCAGCACAGAAAACUGCCUUGGAUGACCACCUAAUAAAACACACUGGUGAGAAACCCUACACGUGCAAAGAAUGUGUUUACAGAACUGAUGAUAGGUCCUCCCUAUCCAGACACAUGAAAACCCACACAGGAGAAAAACCCUACAAGUGUUGUCUGUGUGAGUACUCUGCAUCAAGAAAGUCCUCCUUGGAUGAACACAUGACAAAACACACGGGUGAGCAGCCUUACAUCUGUGGUGAGUGUGGCUUCGGGACGGCUCGUAGAUAUGUCCUAGUCCGGCACAAGAAAGUCCAUGAAGUGGUCACCGUAAAACCCAAUGUGUUGGAACAGAGCAGCUCAAAAGUCUCACCUACCUGA
Branchiostoma belcheri (Belcher's lancelet) is the source of this 1515-nucleotide messenger RNA. Its product is annotated as zinc finger protein 761-like. NCBI's taxonomy places the organism in Eukaryota, Metazoa, Chordata, Leptocardii, Amphioxiformes, Branchiostomatidae. Gene Ontology annotation, cellular component: nucleus. The transcript has a single exon. The coding region runs from base 1 to 1515 and encodes 504 amino acids. Gene Ontology annotation, biological process: regulation of transcription by RNA polymerase II. The record is from RefSeq and is a predicted model, not a curated record. Gene Ontology annotation, molecular function: DNA-binding transcription factor activity, RNA polymerase II-specific; RNA polymerase II transcription regulatory region sequence-specific DNA binding.